AGUGCUGAUUUAUUUUUAGUGAGAUAAAAUGGCAGAAAAUCCAAGGAAACUUUCAGAACAAUCCAGAUCUACAGAAUUAGAAACAGAAGUGGGAAUGUCAUUUGAUUUUGACAAAGAAUUGAGAUUGCGUACCUUAAAAGAUCGGCAGAAUGAUGAGAGGCAGAGGAAACUGGAAGAAAUCAAGGCACAAGCUCUUGCUGCACAAGUUUUCAAAGAACAAAAAGAACAAGAACGACGCAAAAGAUUAGAUGAUUUAAAAUGCAGGGAUGACGAAAGACGUCUACAAGUCGAAGAGCGUAAAAAGCAAAUACAAGAAGCAGAAAGAGAUAGAUUAGAAUUUAUACUUAGACGAAACCAAGAACGAGAACAUAGAUUCGAGUCCAGGAGACGCAAUGAAAGAAGUAAUGCAGUAUUCGCCUUCGGUUCUUCUACCCCUCGAAUGCUGGAUCCAAAUGAUGUUACCGCUUCAUAUUGGAAUACGCGAAGGGCCACUUCCAUCCAGAAUAUAGUAACUUCUACAAACCCGUCAAUGCUUACUCGACGACAAUCUGAACGAGAAUUAGAUGCUGGUACCAAAAAACGUGCUACCUCUGCAACUGGCUUAGAGAGAACCGGUGAAAAAAGCAAAGGAACAAGAACUAGGAAUCUGGAUAAAUACGCCUCAAUGUCAAGAUCUGUAGGUAAUGCACCAGUUAUACCAGCCGGUUGUGUAAGCGGUUACACAGGACGAAGGCGCACUGAUUUAGUUCCCACCAUUCCAGCAAAAGAUUUUAUCAGUUCUUCCCGUAAAUCCCUAAACCAAUCACCAGGUAGGGCUUAUUCAAUGACGCGCUUAGACCAGCUUGCCAAACCACGCAAGAGGCACGAUCUAAAAUCUUUGACCGAAACCAACUCAUUUCGUCCUUUAUCCUCUUCUUAUCACUCCUCUGUCACCCGUAGCAUGAGCCACUUAGCUGUAAGUAAGUCGGGACCGUCACCAACACGAAGAGAGUUGAACAAGGCGGACAGUCGCAGCAUGCAACAACUGACUGAGAAGUCUAUUAGCUUGCCUCGCACAACUCGUACGUCCCAAUUAAGGGAGCAGAAACUGAUCACAUCCUCCAAUUGCAGUGAGGCAUCAUCUCGACCAAGUAGUUCCCUCAGUCAACAAAGCACAACCAGUUUGGCCAGUUCGGCGAGUGUCAGACACCGUUUGACAACAGCUCCGAGAAAGCCAAGACCAGUGAGUAUUGCCGGGACUGGAAUUUCAAGUGAUGCAAAAGGCGAUAAUAAACCACCACUUCCGAAGACGAAAAAACUUAUUGCGAAACCGACAACCAGCGAAAAUGUUGUGCUUAAAAGCAAAACAAAGACACGAGUAGAUAGUUCUUCUAAUAACACAACUAAAGUAAAUAAAUCUGAAAAACCUCAAGUAGCACCAAAGCCAGAAACCCAUGUCCUAACCGAACCUAAGUUAGUAACAGGAGAUAUCGAAUCGAAUGUCCAUGUGCCUCAAACUACCAAGAGUGAUUUGGAAUCUCCGCAAGUUAAAAAAUUAGAAAAAGCUAAUGACAAAACAGAACCAAUUCUGGUUGAUUUAGAAGACAAAAAGGAAGUAAUAGAGAAAGAGAAAAAGGAUGUAAUGGAGAUAGAGAAAAAGGAUGUGAUAGAGAAAGAGAAAAGGGAUGUAAUAGAGAAAGACAAAAAUGAUGUAAUAGAGAAAGACAAAAAGGAUGUAAUAGAGACAGUAAAGACAUGUGAAACUGAAACGAGUGAUACAAAUGUAACAGAGAUACAAAAGUCUGAGCAGGUGCAGCUUAGCGUUGAUGAAUCACAUACAUCACAAGAAGUCGAAAUUAGUUCUGUAGACGAGAAAUCAGAACCUGUUUUACAAGAGAAGCCAGUAGAACCUAAGAAGCCAGAAUCCACGUCCGAGGCUCAAACAGUUGUAGAUAGUAAUACUAUCGAAAAUAUCGAGAACGAAAUGACGACUUCCAUGACGAAGGUUCGUAUUAAUACAGAGGAGGAAGCUAAAGCUGCGCUUGCAGAAAGACGAAGACUGAUUAGAGAGGAAGCUGAGAGACAAGCCGAGUUAGAGAGAUUACGGAUUGAGGCAGAAGCCAAAGCAGAAAUAGAAAGACAACAGAGGGAAGAGGAACAAAUAAGGGAAUUAAUAGAGUUACAGAGACACACGGAACAAGAAAGAUUGCAAGAGGCCAUUAAGGAGACUCAAAGACGCGAGGAAGAAGAAAGGCUUAAGAAGGAAGAAGAACUGAGAUUAAAGUUAUUAAAAGAAGAAGCCGAGAAAAAAGCUAAAGAAGACGCCGAAAGACAAAAGGCUGAAUUAAAAGAAAGACUCAAAAAUGAGGAAAAAGAGAGAGAAGCUCGCAGAAAGAGAGUCGAAGCCAUUAUGUCAAGAACAAGGGGGAAGAACGCUACCCCACAGAGCGCUGACGAAAAUAAAUCUGAUGAUAUAAAAGGUGAAGUAGAAGAUAAAAUUAAUGGUACAAAGAUAGAAGAACAAGAAAAUGGCACAACUAAGCUUUCGAAAGAUGUCGUUAAUAAUGUGAUUCCCAGCGACCUCAUUAAGAACGCAAUUACAAUAGAAUCAAUGGACAGCAAUGAUUCCAUAAACUCUAACAAUACGUGGCGAGAUAACCAACAGUACGGUAAUUUUGUGUGUAAUAACAAUAGUUAAAGAAACAAACAUCUGUAUUUUUCAGAUUCAUUAAUGCAAGAGACUAAUACUAUUAGAUUACAAUAGAUAAAUAUGUAUGUGUGUGUAUAUGAUGCACACAUGUAGUAAUAACUGUAUUGAUUUAUUCAUAAAAAUACCCAUUUAACUUAUUUUAUUGUUGAUAUUUGUGUUCACUUUCAGUUUGUAUUCAUAAAUUAUUAUUUUACGUAAUGUUAUCCCAAAUACGAGUUGACCCAAAUAAUUAUUUGUUGAUUUCGAAUCUAGAUAUUUUGAUAGCAAUACUCAACAUAAUUUUGUCAGUAAUUCUUUUGGUUCAACAAAUGCGUAUCAUACAAUUAAUCAUAUUAAUCUGUUGGGUCGUGGAAUUUAUUAUCUCUUCUAUAUAAUGUUGUAUUAUAUGGAUUUAAAAAUGCCAUUUUACGGUGUUUUUAUCUACAGCUUUAAGUCUAGCAGAAGUGAAGGAUAAAUAUCAAAUAUUUCAGAUUUUAAACAUAUCUAAAUCUUGUUUAUAGAAUCAUAUCAUUCGAGCCGGACCUAUUGCUUAUAUCGACACUGAUUAUGACUUUUAUGAAAUAGAUCAAUAUAAAACUCUAGACCAACAAAACCACCGAUCUGAUAACAUUAGCUUGUAUCAGAAGUGACGAUAGAAAGUUAUUAGCUUACUUUUUUUAUUAGUCCAGUCCAUGAUUCCCGGCCCAACCUGACAAUCGGAUAAUUUUUAUAGAAAGAUUUAUCUUCGGCCUCAAAAUAUGAAUCAGUUUUCGUAAUUUCUUGACUUCUUGAUUUAAUUAAAGUCUAUUUCUCCACGUUUGCUAAAAGCCAUUAGUAGCAUUUUCUGUAUUUUUGUCUUCUUUACAGCCAACUACACGGUGUAUUGUCUUGGUGAAAGACCACUGUGUUCUUCAUUUGUAACAAUUUCCUCCUUUAAAUAUAUUCUUUUCCCAUCAGGAAGUAACGCUAUAUCAACAGAAUUUUUGUUGGUUUGAAAAAUUCAAGUAGCAUCACUUGAACCACUGGAACUUUAAACUAAUGAUCCGAUUGAGCUCAAAUUUUGACGAGUUACAAGUGAUAUUUGUUGUUAGUGGCACCAUACCCGGGACUUAUUUUAUAUGUGAUGACUACUUGUCUUUAAACCCUAUGUUAACCUUUCGUUAACAUCAGUAAAGAACAUUUAAAUAACACUUAUUCCAUAUCUUUAACGUUUUUUUACAUCCUAAUUCUGAUUUGUAAUGAUAAUUCGUCCGUUUUUAAGUCAUUUAAGUCGCAUUUAGAUAAGCUAAAUGUCCCACAGAGCCUAAAGAAUUAUAAAAACACAUUGUAGUUGGUAGUUGUAAAGUAUUCUAUAAUCUGAACAGACGGGUACGUACUGUACGGUGCAAGCUAAUUAUUUAACAAGUAAAUUUGGGUCAUCUAGCAUCUUGUUGAAUUAUUUGAUAGUUAAUUGAAAAACGUUAAAUGAUGGUUCAGAAUUGGUGUAAUAACCACAUCAGGUUAUGUAGGUUUGUUUACUGAUAUGGUAUAGUAUUUUUACCUUUUUUCUUAUAAACUUCGUAAAAAAUAUUUGCAUAUGCGAGACAAAUGCUAUAUUUUAAUGUUAUUCGAUGAAGGAACAUAUACGUGAAAAUACUAUACAAUAUCAAUUUUUUGUAAAUUUUGUUUUGUUUCACUUAUGUUUAUACAAUAUGUUGAUAAUUGUUAGAUAAACGUGUACACAUCCUAUC
Diabrotica balteata is the source of this 4398-nucleotide messenger RNA. NCBI's taxonomy places the organism in Eukaryota, Metazoa, Arthropoda, Insecta, Coleoptera, Chrysomelidae. The record is from the annotation of a GenBank genome assembly.